Molecule: messenger RNA, 1337 nt
Organism: Notodromas monacha
Lineage: Eukaryota; Metazoa; Arthropoda; Ostracoda; Podocopida; Cyprididae
Source: the annotation of a GenBank genome assembly
AAAUCGCGCCAGAACCUCCUCGACAAGAUGCUUCGCAUCGUUCAUGUCAUCCGAAAAAUACACCGUGCCAACCGACGACUUCUGCUCACAUGACAUCCCGGAAACAAAACAAAACAGAACACACGAAGAGAAACCUUCAUUAACCUCUCAAUUUACUCCCCUCUCAACAUAUUCUUUACUCCUUACAACAUGAACUCCGAAGAAACAUUACUCGCUAUGGACUUCGAUGAUACCAUCAUCGAUGGGGAUUCAAGUGAAGCAGCGAUCGAACUGGCUCCAGAAGGAGAAUUGCCCAAAGAAUUGCAGUCCAUUCGGCCGCAAGUGGAACAUGCAACCUUCAUGGGCGCUGUUUUCGGAUAUCUUCGACAGCAGGGAAUUACCGCGCACCAAAUCUUGGCUAAGGUGCGCAUGCUCAAGUUCGCCCCGGGAAUGCAAGAAGUAUUUUUUGACAUUUACAACUCGGAACAAGAGGCCAUCAUCAUCUCAGACGCCAACUCCGUGUUCAUCGACUCGAUUCUCCAACACAAAAACCUCAACAACGUCAUUCCAAAAUACAACGUCUACACCAACCCAGCUUGCGUGAACCCCCACAGUCAUCAAAUCCGCAUCCAACCCUAUGAAUGCCAACGUCAAUGCGAUCUCUGCCCUCCGAAUCUAUGCAAGGGCCAAAUCCUCAUGCGACACAUUUCAAAACGCCGAGCAAACAAUUUGAAAACGUUUCACAUAGUCUACGUCGGGGACGGUGUCAAUGAUUAUUGUCCUUGCAUGCGACUCGGCUCCAACGACAUAAUCUUUUGUCGGAAAAAGUUUGCGUUGGAGCAGCUCCUCCAGUGCGAACUCGCCAAACCAGAAGAAGAAAAACGGCUCUACGCCGAGGUCAGGUUCUACACUGACGCAUUCGCCAUCAGGGACCGGAUGAGGAUAGACAAUGUGUUUUUCCCAGCUAGAACCAUGACUCCUCCGACUGUUCCUUCGUCCACCACGACGCCUUGUAAUCCCAGCGAAGACUCCAAAUGCGAAGAGGAGGAGGAAGAGGAAGAAGAAACCACGUCCUCCUCAUCCAGUGAUGCUAAAGGGAAGAAAGCGCCAAGCAAGGACCUCGGGAAGGCCGGGAAAGGUGGAAAGGAUGGAAAGAAAUCUAGCAUCGAUGCAGGGAAGCCCAGAAAAGGAAGCACCGGGAAAGGGAAAGACAAAAGGGGCUCCACUGGGAAGGGCAAGGGGAAAAAGUGAUCCUUCCACAACGCCUCGUUUUGUUUGUUCAAGUUUCUGCAUUACCUGUAAUCCCAGCAUCUCGAAAAGAUGGUCAAAGAGAAUUACAACUGAAGCAUUCAGAUGAA